This is a messenger RNA of Marchantia polymorpha subsp. ruderalis, 2259 nucleotides long. Lineage: Eukaryota; Viridiplantae; Streptophyta; Marchantiopsida; Marchantiales; Marchantiaceae. The record is from the annotation of a GenBank genome assembly.
CCAGUUCUGGAAUCCGUCUGUUGUUUUAUUGUUCCUCGAGCUACCAAUUAUCCUUCUGAAGCUCAAGCCUUGUACUCGAUACUUUCAGGCACCUCAGGCUCGGCACAGGUUUCGUGCCACAAGGUCAGAUCUGAUACGCGCAACUGCAAGGUCAGAAUCCAGCUUCAAUUAUAAUUCCAGCUUUCCAUCGAUCGCCACCGGUCCGUUAGGCAGUCAUAACCGAGUCCUCAGGCUCUUCUCGGCCUCCUUCAGAGCACAGUCAAAGUCCGUGGCCGCAUGGUUUCAAAACACGUGGGUUCUGCCAUUAUAAAAUGCGCCAAGAGUCGAGCAGCCCUGUAGCAUCUGGAGCUCCCGGGGCAAGUCCAUCACAGGCGAUUGAGGAUGUCGAAGGAGCUGUCAUCUGGCGGGCCCUGGUACCCGGUUUCGAAGCCUCCAGUCUAUAAAGAAGAAACAGAAUGCAGCGAGACGAUGUGUUCCUUUCUUGGCUCGCAUCAGCAUGCAUCCGAUCUUCACUAUCGAGCACUCCCCACCUCACUUGUUCGCUAGAGAUUGGUAGCCAUCGAUGGCAGUAAAUUCGAUUCAACAAUUGCGUAAUCGAUUGACGAGCACAGAAGUUUAGGUCGGACGAGAGGACCGGAUACAAUGUCUUCGAAAUUUUUUGAGAGCUUGAGCUCGAGUGCAGGUGGUGAAGACACGGGAGUGGGAGAGGACGAAUUUCUGGCACGGAGUUUGGCGUCUACAGUCUGGAGUGUGGAGCUGAGAACUCAGAGUCCAGCAAGUCUUCAAGUUCAAUCACGUCGAGGGGAGGUCGUGGCUCCACCACAAUGGCACUCUGUGGCCAUGAAAGAAGAUCGGGAAGAGCGGCCUUGGGCUGAUUUGAACGCGGAAGUCCUGGCAGAGAUUUUUGAUCUCCUAUCGUUCGAAGAGAGGCUCACAGUAUUGCCGCUGGUUUGCAAGGACUGGAGGGAGGCAUCGCUCUACCCUGCUUCUUGGAGGAACGUGGACUUGAAGCCAUGGAUAACCCGGGAGGUAGGCCCUGUCCGAUUUCGUGCCUCGGCCAGAGAGCUGAACAUGGAUAGGCUAGUCCGUUUUGUCGUGGACAGGAGCUGUGGGAACCUUCGCCAGCUUCAUACCAGAUUCUGCACCGGUGAGGCCCUCGAUUAUCUGGCCGAGAAAUGUCCACAGCUAACAGUGCUGUCGUUGUGUGACUGCGGCAUGGUCCAGGACGAGUCCGCCGUCAGGCUGGCCGAGCGCUGCAAGAAAAUCGAGGAGCUCGAUUUGAGUGAUUGCUACGAAGUUUCCUCCAAAUCGAUAGCAGCCUUCGGAUCCAAAUGUCCCCAGCUGAGACAUUUUACUCGCCGAAUGGUAAAUUGGAACAUGUAUAAAGAAUCACCACCAAGACCACGAGGAGACAUGGACGCCUUUGCAAUUGCCAAGUCUAUGGCGAGCCUGAAACACCUCGAUUUGACGAGCAUGUUUUCUUUGACCGAUGCGGGCUUGAUACGUAUAGCCAAUAGCUGCAAGGAUCUGGAGACCCUCGAUAUUUCUGGCUGCUUCAAAGUUUCUCUAGCAGCUCGGGACUUGGUGCGUAGUUUAUGUCCCAAGCUGACACACUACAUAAGACCAAUGAUGAGGAAACCAUGGUGCAAAGACCUAUGUGAGCUGAUUAGGACCUUCCCCGCAGAAAAUUCCUAGAUCCAUGCGCGCAAGGAAUACUGACAACAAGUUUCGGGGCACCAGAAACAGAGAGGAAAGAUGUGAUUCGAGCUACAUCAGAGAGGAACUUCGGACUUGAAAAUAAAUAUCACGGGUACAGACAAGUAGGAAACGGAAUCACAUGCAUAGCUCACUAGAGGAGGUGUCUUUACAUUCGUCUUUCAUCUCUGCCAUUAUAUCAACAUUGCUCUGUUCUUCCAAACGAAUAAUCUUUUGCUGUAGUCUCGAUGAACAUCUCAGUGCCUCGUGCCACGUUUCGGCUCCUUUAGUCUUCACGUACAAGAUGGAUCAUUCUUAUUUUUCAUUAGACAUCCUCACCUCCUCUCAGAUCAUUGCAUUGAGAAGAUAGAUGAACUACUCGCUUUCAGCCCCUGCUCCUGACGAUGCCAAGGACUUUGACCAAGUUGCAACAACUGUGACGUGUGACGCUGAAAGAUAUAUAUAUUAUGGCCAGCGAGAAGGUGAUGUACAUAGUGCGCAUAUUUGUGACUUUUUUGUUAGUCCGUCUUACGAGUUAUUUUGUUUGACAUGGACUGUAGUCAG